Nylanderia fulva is the source of this 3030-nucleotide messenger RNA. It is a transcript of the gene Gle1, whose product is annotated as Gle1 RNA export mediator. Gene Ontology annotation, biological process: poly(A)+ mRNA export from nucleus. NCBI's taxonomy places the organism in Eukaryota, Metazoa, Arthropoda, Insecta, Hymenoptera, Formicidae. The record is from RefSeq and is a predicted model, not a curated record. Gene Ontology annotation, molecular function: phospholipid binding; inositol hexakisphosphate binding; translation initiation factor binding. Gene Ontology annotation, cellular component: nuclear pore; nuclear pore cytoplasmic filaments; cytoplasm.
AAUGGCGAAUGUAUAGCGGUUUGCGGUAUGUAUCGCUGAAAACAUGAGCGUGGAAUUAGAUUUACAAGUGAAUGUGCGCUUUUUCGCAAAAUUAUGUCACUUUAUUCGAAAAGCGAGAAACUGAAAACUAAGGUGGACGAUAUGGACACAUCAAAUUUUGAGAGUCUCAAGGUGUCGGCCUUAGAGAAAGCAUCGCGAAUAUCAGCGAUGAUGAAUUGUGUCACAAUUAAUUCUCAAUCGGUGCCAUACAAAGAAGACUCGGAUAAACUGGAAAAUAUUGAGAACGAGCAAAAUUCCUGUAAUAUUAAAAGUCCAGAUGAAACUAAUACUAGUCCUAAGCACAAUACGAUAGCUGCAUCAAAUGGCAUUCACUUCUCAAUCAAGAAAAUUCUUUUGGAAAGUGAAAAGCAAAGAAAGGAGGAAGUCAGGAAAAAGAUUGAGUGUCGUAUUAAUCAAAUGAAGGAAAAUGGUCGUGUCAUCCAAAAACAAAUGGCAAAUUCGCGCUCGAUAAUGGCACGUGAGCGUGAACGUCGGAAUGAGAAAAAUUUGGCAGAUAUUAUGGCUGAAAUUGAGCAAAUUGCAGAACAAGAGGAAAUUAAGAGGCGACAUGAACAGCAACUACAAGCACAACGUGCUCAAGAACAAAAAGAAAAGCUUGAACGAGAAGUAGAGGAAUACCGGAAGCGAAUGAAAGAAAAGGAGGAACUGACAAAGAUUGUGAUGGUUUAUCGAGGCCAGUUCACAGCUAAAUACUGUGAUAUCGUAACAUUAUCCAAGAAUUGUAAAAACGAGCAUGCAUUAGAUGUGAUCCUCAUGGCAAAUACCGCGAGAUUAAAGGAGCUGAUUCAACAUAUCGAAGCCUUAGAUGAGAAAAUCAAAAGUGGAGAAUUAGUAUCUACAGAUGUAAAUGUUAUCGAAAAUCUGGUUCAUCACAUAGAUGAUAUAGUGAAUAUAUUUCGAACGGAAGUAGAAAAAAUAAAUGCUGAAUAUGAUGCGGAAUUGGCUCGUAAAGCACAAAUUGCAAGUGAGAUUCAAUCAGUUGUGGAGAGUGAAAAUAUUCCAGAUAGUAAUACGGAGUCUUCUCAGCAACCAGGUGAGAGUAAUGCUGUGGAGAACAGUGAAAGUAAAGACCAAAGUUCCACUGUGAUAACAAAUCAGGAAGCAGCUGCACCAAUUAAUGCAUUAUCCAUAUCUGCAUCCAAGCCAGAAGAUACAGCUGCAGAUUCUGAAUGCAAAGAAGGAAAUCUUUUCGAAUAUGUUGAUAAGGAGUCGUUGCAGAUUUACAUCAAAAGUCGAUAUUUCUUGAAUCUCUAUAAAAAAAAUUGCAAGGAUUUUUUACAAUCAACUGCCACGAAAAAAUUUCGCUUCGAGUGUCAGAAGGCAAUCAAUAUUCCGGUAAAUGCAAUCUCUGGUGUUAGCGAGCAACACUUGAGAGAUAAAUACGACAGACUGCAUAAUCUUCUGAUUGGAAAAUCAUCUCCCAAUGUGACUCAACAUCCACAAGGAGUGAUCUUCUGCAAGGAUCAUUUGGCAAAAAAAAUAGUUAGCCAAGGCGAGACGCUGGUAUCCAGCAAGCAAAUGGCAUUUCCUGUGGCAAUGAUCGUCGUAGCUCUCUGGAAUGAGCACGCAGAUUUUGGCGAACUUUUCCUGGCGCGUCUUUACGAGGCGUGUCCAUUCACUAUACCAAUCUUUCUGCUGCAACAAGAGGGCCAAUCCAAUGAGGAUUACUACAAAUCCCUUGGCUGCAAAUACUCUGAGGACGGUACUGUUGAAAAACAGGAUAAGUUCCUAAAGAGGAUGUCAGGUUUGAUGAGAUUGUACGCAUCGAUUACUGUCACAAGACAGCGGAAAGGUGUCACUAAGACUCAUCCCUAUGGUCUUCAGUAUGCUUGGAGAUGGUUGGCAGCUGUUUUGAAUAUUGAACCAAGAGUUGACAUUUGCGACUUGUGUGCGACUCUAAUAUUAGAUAUGCUUGAAGUUGCUGGGAAUGUAUUGUGGAGUGCCUAUCCGACGCAGUUUCACAAAUUGCUGAUGCUACUGUCGGAGCAGUACUAUCCGCGUAUGCAAAAUAUUGCGGGCGGUGGUGGUGGACCUCUAAUGCGGUUGGAAGAGUUUCUGAACAACGCUUUGGCGAAUGGCACUAUACGUCCGGCUGAUGGAAUGCUUCCGCCUAACUUUUUAUGAUCUAUAAGAUCUUCCCGACGACGUAAUGACUUAAAUGUAGGCUGAAGCUAUCACAAGUAUAGUAAACUACAGUAAGAAAUCUAAAUAAAUAUAAUUUUUUAAUUAUUUUGAACGUAAAAAAGUUUCAGAUCGCUUCGAGUAUUAUUUGAAGUAAAGUCUCAAACAUUUUGAAAAAUUUAAUAGGCUUUAAGAUUCCUGUUUUCUCAUAGCAGCCAUAUGAAAUUACGAUAACAGAAAUGAGAAAUCAUGUAAAUUUUUUCUUAUGAAAUAUGUUGAAUUAUAUUAGUUUUGUUGUAAGUCACACAAUAACAUAAUUUGUAAAAUAUAUUACAAAGUUUUUGGAUUAAUAACUUUGAAUUUUGAUUUUUCGUUUUAUGACGGUAUAUAUAAUUAUAUAUAUAAUUAUAUAUGACUGCAAUGAGAAACAAGAGCUUUAAAAAAAUCUUUAACUCAAAAAUAUUGAAGUGCAGAAUCUAAAAAUUCACAAACGGUAAAUUUUUCCCAAAAAUUUCAUAAAAUUGUGAAAAGUCAAGCUCUUUAGAUAUAGAAUUACAUCAAAAAUGAAAAAAAAGAAAAUUGAAUGCGUUAAUUAAGAUACAAGUCUAUUGUGUAUUGUUAUUGUUAUUUACGCUGUAAAUUGUAGAAAUUAUGUACCCUUUACAAAGUCGAUUUUGAAAAAACUUUAUAUGCAUCGAUCACGGAUCAGAACGUAUUAUUGCGAAGAGGAAGCGAAAAAGAAUGAAUGAGAAUGAAUGAGCAAGUGAGAGAGAAUCUUUUGUAACGAAUCAUGUAUAUAAUCGUUGAGGAUAAAUUUGUGAAUUCCAUUAUAUUUAUUUAGAUUUUUAA